Planococcus citri (citrus mealybug) is the source of this 2414-nucleotide messenger RNA. RefSeq lists its product as uncharacterized. Lineage: Eukaryota; Metazoa; Arthropoda; Insecta; Hemiptera; Pseudococcidae. The record is from RefSeq and is a predicted model, not a curated record. The transcript is spliced from 2 exons. Bases 219 to 2063 code for a protein of 614 amino acids.
AAAAAUUUUUCUUGUAGUGUAGUAUCAACGAUCCAGUUACAUAUUUCGGAUGUCUCUUAUCAGCAUUUGUUUUGUUUAGGUAUUCUUUUUUUCGUGUUCAAUGUUCAUUUGUGUUCUUCCCCUUGAAAAAACCUUACAAGUUUUUCAUUCAGUAUUAAUUCAUCAACUUCAAUGAAAUAACGUUAGGAGAAAAAAUUAUUAGCGAAAUUUGGAUUGAAAUGGAGUCCAAUCGAGAACUAGAAAUUGGCGGAAUAACUUCUGACGUAUAUGAUAUUUUUCAUCCAACUCCAGUACCCCUGAAAGAACUUGCAGCGAUCGCCGUCAGCCUGGAAAUAUGGCGCUGUAAAACGAAUGAGUAUCGUGAUAAUCGCAAAUUGAAAGAGUUCAGUCCAUCCGGUGAACGCAUCAUAUUGAAAAAAAUUCUGCCUGAUUUACCAACCGUGAUUUAUGCAGCGAUCGAUAAAUACGUCAGAAGAUUUGGGCCUUCGAUGGAAAAUUGGCUAAAGAAGCACCAUGAUAGAAUAUUCUACUUUUAUUACGAUGACCACCAGAACUAUGUUUUGAAUUACUUCGAUAAUUUCGUAUGCGAUUAUACCGGCACUAUUGAUUAUGUGAGAACAGCCAGAUGCAUGAUGCAUUGUGAUCGAUUUGAUGAUAAUCAAAAAUUUGAGAUUGCUUGUACAUAUUUUUUCGAAGACGAUAUCAGUCGACUUUGGCCAUUGGUAUCGAAAAAUAUGGGCUUGAUUAAUGUUGAUUUUUCCAAAAGUCCGCAAUUGUAUUACUGGAUUUGUUGUCUCCGAAAUGAAUUAGAUAAGAUUCCAUCUAACGAAGUGAACGAGACUGUCGAUGAAGUGAUGUUGGAAGUAAACAUGCCUCAAAAUGGACCAUCGUUGCAAUAUUUUUGGAGUCGUAUACCACUGCAAAAUCGAAUGCGAAAAGCUUUCGGUAUUUUUAUCCGUGAUAGCUUGUCUUUUGCUCGGUUCAUUUUACCAAAGCUAAAUGAUCAACAGCUCGAAGAAUUUGUAAAUGAAAAAAGUCACGAACUGAUACGUACUCUGUUUAAGAAUGUUUGGUACGAUAAAGAAUUAAUUUGGCCAGCCUGGAUGUACAUUAGGAAAGCCAUUAACGUAGAUGGGUUUACAAAACUGGUCGUGGAAAUGUUGCAAAAUGAGCUGCUGAUAUACCCUGUCAAGACCACUAUCGGUGAAGUUCUUGAUUCCAGAAUUUGGUCUGAUUUGUGUUGUGAAAUAUGGAUCAGUUCUGCGGAAAAUUUGAAACGUUCGGCUGUUGUAGAGAUUACAUCUAAUAAGAGGUUGUUUAGUAACUUGAGAUGUCGUGUUUAUGUUGUUCCAGCACUUCCUAAAGAAUUCGAAUUCUUAUGGACUUUUCUAUCGGAUGCCACUUCUGCGGAUAGACGUAGAUUUUGGUUUGAUUACUGGCAGAUUUUGUUGGAAAACGUGCGAUUCGAAGAUUUGGCCAAAAUAAUGAAACUGUGUUUUGAAAACGAAGUUGAGAUUGCACAAUUCAAAGAGAACGUCAUGGCCAAUAGCGGUAGUGUCCGUUUCUUUUGUAGAAUGUUACUGAUUGAAAUGUGUUUGGACGAAUUGAAUGAAUUUGCCAAUUUCUUAUUUCUGGAAGUGCAAGCAGCUAGAAAUUUCAAACAACAAGUGUUGCAUUCAGCUUAUCUCGGCAGAGAAAAUGAUUUUAAUGGUGCGGUUAUGCGUAAUGCAAAAGAAUUUAAUAAAUUCAUCGAAGAUGCUUUUGCCAAUAUUUUUCGAUCUGCGGACUUCAAAAAUCGACUCACGUCGUCACCCGAAAUACAAAGAAAAAUUGGCCAGGUUGCUGUUUCUUCCGUACCUUUUGGGCAGCUAGUCGAGUUCAUUAGCACAUUCGUUUCGGCAGAAAAAACCCUACUGGAGAUAAAAGCGCGUAUAAUUGAUGCAUUGAAAGAAAAAGCAGCUUAUUGUAAAUCGUCGAGGUGCAAAUUUUAUCACACUCCGCUUUUAUCAUGGUGUUUGGGUAGCCAGAAGGAAGUUACCAAAUUCAAGGAGAAUUAUUUAUGAUCCUUCAAAGUCAUUUCUCCUUGAAAUGAGUAUUAAGUAUAUGUUUGUAAUGUUUUUCCUCCACCCCCAAUUGCAUUGUUAGUGUUGUAAAUUUUUAUUUCGCUGGGUCAACUAUUUUUGAAUUUUUUUUCGAAUUGUAGUGCUUGGUUGUUGUUUUCCAUUUUACCGUGAUUAUUAUAAGUGUUCACAAAUGUAUUUAAAUGGAAACUUUUUUUUAAAUGAUUUGUGUGAUAUUUUAUUGCAAUUAUCUAUUGCGUUUUUAGUUUUUCUAAUUUUAUGCAACAUUAUGCGUGAAAAAUUCAAAUUAUCGAUAUUAUUCUAUAAUCUGCAAUACACUAAAAUUCACCAUUA